Molecule: messenger RNA, 2642 nt
Organism: Pecten maximus
Lineage: Eukaryota; Metazoa; Mollusca; Bivalvia; Pectinida; Pectinidae
Product: rabenosyn-5-like
Exons: 9
Coding region: 122-1645 (507 amino acids)
Molecular function (GO): metal ion binding
Source: RefSeq, a predicted model, not a curated record
UUUAUUUUCCAGAAGUUACUUCCGCUGAAAUCCCACUUGACAGUCGAAGUGACAUUUGUGCAAAUGCUUCUGUUGUAAUGUAACUCAAUUUGCCUUUAUCUCACUGAAAGUGAGAACUGAGAUGGCGACAGCUGCAGAAGUCAGGGAGGGCUUCCUCUGCCCUAUGUGUAUGAAGGACCUGGGAACUAUCUCACAACUUCAAGGACAUUUUGAAGAGGAACAUUCAGCAGAGGACAAAGAUGUCCUUCAACAGCUCAGGGGAUUAUUCGGGAAAACCAUAAAGAAGAUAUUGGGAGACAAAGAUACCCCAAAUAAUACAGAAGCUGCCAACACAAGUUCAGACAAUGGCCAGCAGGGUUACAUUCCUGCUCCUAGUGUGGCAGGGUAUGACCCAUCCCUGUGGGACCCCCAGGAACCAGGACACACACGGUGUUGGACUGACCUAUUUAAGACACAGAGAGGGGCCAGAGUGGAUAGGUUUGUGGUGGAAACCAAUAAACUUAUCAUCAGACUAGAUAAACUUACUGGGCAAGAUGCUCCUACUGAACCUAGUAAACGCAAAGCUUAUGAACGGGCCCUUGUUCCCUGGUUACCAGAUAAGAUGAUCCCUUCUUGUCCAAGUUGUGGCCGAUCAUUUGGUCUCACCAGGCGGCGCCACCAUUGUAGACUCUGCGGAGACAUCAUGUGUGACAAGUGUUCACACUUCAUGCCAUACACAUUUGCCAAGAAGCUGACUGACCCAGCCUUCCAAACGGGCACUGAGGUUGGUUUCCUCAAGCGGAGCGGCAGUAACACUAGUCUUAACUCCCUCAUGGGCAUGGAUGGGGACCCACACAUACGAACAUGUGAGAACUGUCGCAAGUUACUGGAGCGUCGGGACCAGCAGAUGGAGCAGAGAAAUACUCAGCCUCCAAUCGUACUCCUGUAUCAGAAAAUGAGCCAGUAUAUUGACAACUCCAAUGAAUUGCUCACAGAGUACAUGCCCAUGGUAGAGUCUCUCAGUAAUGGAGAAUCCACAUAUAACCUGAGGACAGCACAGCAGCUUAGAACGAAAAUCCUCAAAACUUACGAAUUAAUUGAUGGCCUUAGCAAAAGAAUACUGCAGCUUGGAAUGAAUUCUGAGGAGGGACCUACUGCCAAACAGGCUCAACUCCAGAAGGCCAUACGGAUACGAGCUAGUAAUGUGAUGCAGGAGAACGUUAUUGGUCUCCAGGCCUUACCAACAGAGGAGCAGUACGCUGUUAUACAGGAACGACGCAAACAACAGGUGCAACGACGCAUCGCCAUGGAACGUCAGGCAACUCUUGAAGCACAGGAACGGGAAAUGAAACAGCGGGAGCAAAAGGAACAGAAGGACCAACCCUCCAAAGCUGCUGGGGGAGGUUCAGGGGCGUCUUCUAGUGCGAAGGAGAAACCUGUGGAAGGGAAAGACAGAAGUGGGUCAAAGAUUCUGUCCGGUUGGAUUCCCUCAGAAGCCACCAUUAACUUCAACGAUAAGGAUGACCCCAUGAUACAACAGAUGAACAUCAUCCGGGGUUACAUCAAACAGGCCAAACAAGCCCAGAAGUUAGACGAGGUCACAAUGUUGGAACAAAACCUCAAAGAACUUGGUCAAGAGUAUCUACGCCAACAAAAUCGGUCAUAGUAAUGUGUCGCCAUGGCAACAAAUACAAACCGUAAAUCAGACAUAAACAUGGUAACAAAAUCAAUUAAAGACCAUUUCCAUGGCAACACAGAGUCGGUCAUAGUUGUCUUCAUCACUGUUAAUUCUGCUGUGAAAAUAUUUGUUGGGGAUUAACUGGUGAUUUUGCUAUGUUUGCGGUCAUUCAGUAAAGAAAGAAAAUAAAUACUGAGCGACUAUGACACAAACGACAAAAGUGUUAACAGCAUAAUGAAUGUUUACAAAGAGUGUUGGCAUGUUAUUUAAUGACCAUGGUCUAGCUCUUAACAACUCUACAGUAUUCAGUCCAUCGUGUCCAUUGACAAACAAUUUAACAUCCAACACUUGUUAGUUGGGAGAAGGUCUGCUGUCUGCCAGUAGUUGUGUCAAAUCAGCUUUUAGGAAAGUGUGAAUAGGUAUAAUUACAAUGUGAUUACAAUUACAAUGUAAUUACACAAUAGAUUCCAACAAUGAAGUGUCGUAAUUACAAUGUGGCUACAAUAGAUUCUAACAAUGAAGAGCGAAAUUGAGAAACUUCCCUGUGUCUUGUACAAAGUACAGCCUUCUAUCAUCUAGACACUCCAAUAUGUUGUUAAUGUUUAGUUGGUGAUAACCUAUGUGAUUUUGUUUCCUAAUCUUACGUGUGCAAGGUUCAAUGUCCUAAGAUGAUGUUCAACAUUAUACAAAUGUUUCAGUGUGCAUGGAUCGUUAAUUGUGAGUUGUUUGAAAUUGUAUGUGAAAAAUCAUUUUUACAGAAAAAUUUCUUUUACAUAUGGGUCAUUCAUGGAAAUGUGCAAUAAUUUAUGUAUUUCCAGGCAUUAUUUAUAAUCAUGAACUUGAUUUUACGUGUUGAUUAUGAUGCAUUGCUGUUUUACAUGUUACUGUCUUUGCUGAUUUUCAUUCAGUUGUAAGAUAUUCAUUGAGCUUCGAAGAAUCAUUUAUAUCAAUCUAGGACAGUGUACUUCUAGUAAAACUUCUAAUU